This is a messenger RNA of Mercenaria mercenaria, 2657 nucleotides long. RefSeq names its product coiled-coil domain-containing protein 1-like. The record is from RefSeq and is a predicted model, not a curated record. The transcript is spliced from 14 exons. The coding region runs from base 110 to 2419 and encodes 769 amino acids. Lineage: Eukaryota; Metazoa; Mollusca; Bivalvia; Venerida; Veneridae.
UCAUAAUGUAAACAAAACAACGCAGUGCUUUGUCAACAAAACGUCAAGUAGGUAAUAUUCACAGACGCCGGACAUAUUUUUAUUCAUAAUUUCAGAUCCAACACCAAAAAUGUGUCUAAAUUAUUGUGGGUUACUUUUCUGCAUUUCAAUUGCGAUAGUCUACACAUCGGGAAUACCAUUAAAAGAAGACGAUUCCGCGUCGGAAGAUGUUAAUACACUAACGCAUAGAAUAUCUGGCGCUUUUGCGUCAGGGGCUGUGAGCAACGACAAAGAAGAUGAUGGAGAAGACGAUACAGAUGAUGAUUUGUCGAAAAGAAUUAUCCGCGAAGAUGGCAAAACAGACGAUGGUGGUGACGAAGAUGAUGAUGAUACCAAUAUUUCCAGGGACAAACGUAGCGACGAUAUGACGAAAAUAGAGAAGAUGCUGAAUGAAUUGCAAUCUAACAACGACGAAGACAGUGAUGAUGAUGAAGAUGAUGAUGAUAAUACAAACAGACAAACGCGUAAUUCAAAUUUUGAUGCUGAUGAAGACGACGACGAUGAUGAUGAUGUGGAUUUAAGCGAUUACAAUAUUAGUAGAAAUAAACGUAACGUAGGUGAUGAUGAUAAUGAUGAUGAUGAUGACUUUGAUGCAGAUGACGAUGAUGAUGAUGACAUUAACAGAGUUUUAAGAGAAGCAGAAGAAGAUGAUGAUGAUGAGGAGGAUUUUGAUAAAGAAAAAAGAGAUGUAAAUUCUGGAAGAGCUGAUGAUGAUGAUGAUGAUGAUGAUAGUGAUGAUAAAAUGGACUUUGGUGAUGAGAAAGUUAGCAGGCAAAUGCGUGAUGUAGGAGAUGAUGCUGAUGAUGAAGACGAUGAUGAUGACCUAAAUAUUGAGAGAGUAACCAGAGGAGCAGAAAAUGAUGAUGAUGAUGAUGAUGAUGAUUUUGAUAAAGAAGUAGAAAAAAGAGAUGCAGAUCUAGACGAUGAAAACACUAGUGAUGAUGAUGGUGAUGAUAAAGUUAAUUAUAAAGUAGACACAGGGAGGAAAAAGAGGGAUAUUCCUGCUGAUGUUAAUGCUAAAUGGGCUGUCAAUGAUAUAUCACAUACAAUAUCAAAGAGGUCUGCAAAUUCAACCAACACAACUCAUUCUCCUGAUGGACAUUCAAAAAAUUGUAAAGCAACAAGAUCUUUAGAAGAUAUGUUUAACUUGGAUGAAAAUGAAGAUGAUGAUGAUGAAGAUAAUGAUGACUUGGAAAGAUUGAGAAGAGAACUUGGGGCUGUUGAACAUCUUGAUGCAGAUGAAGAUGAUGAUGAUGAUGAUGAUGACAUGGAAUUUGAAGAGAGGGAGAAAAGAGAUUCUCAAGCUGAUAGUGAUGACGACGACGAUGAUGAUGAUGAUGAGUUUGACUUCAUGGAAAAGGAGAAAAGAGACACUGAAGAGGAUGAUGAUGAUGGUGAUGAUGAAAUAAAUGAGACCAGAGAACAUUCCAGAAAAAGGAGAAGUCUUGAAGAUGAUUUCAACGUAGACGUAGAUGAUGCUGAUGGUGAUGACGACGAUGAUGAUGAUGAUGACAUUAGAGAAAGAAGGAAUGCAGAUGAGGACUUUGAUGAAGAUGUAGAUGACGAUGAUGAUGAUGAUGCUUUUGACUUGAGGGAAAGGAGGGAUUUAUAUGCAGAUGAUGAUGGUGAUGAUGAUGACAAUGAUGAAAAUUUAUCAGGCAGAAUCAGACGUGAAGAAGAUGAUGAUGAUGAUGAUGUUGAUGAUGAUGAUGAAAAUAAUCUUACAAAAAGAGAUGCAAGAGGUGAUUCUAAAGAUGAUGAUAAUGAUGAUGAUGAUGAUGAUGUGGAAAACUCUGAAUCAGAUAAACAAAAGAGAUCUGAAGAUGAUUCUGAUGAAAGUGAUGAUGAUGAGGAUGAUAUAUCCCAAAGUAAUUCAGAAAAUAUUAAAGAUUCAGAUGUACAGAAAAGGUCAGAGGAUAAUUCCGUUGAAAAUGAUAAAAAGGGAAAUAUUGAAGAUACAGAAAUGAAAGGAGAACAUACAAGAACUAAAAGUAUCUGCAACAAAGACAGGAGAAGUCAUAGGUUAGCUAAGAAGAAGGAACCUGUUUUCAAACCAAUGGGUGGAAAGCCAAAAGGACCAGUUGCAUUGAAGGAACAAUUGAACAAACAAUAUGGAAUGCUUUUUGCAAAAGAUCCAAAAGUUGAUGUAGCAUGGAAAGAGCCCCGGGUAUACAGUAAUUGUUGGGUAACAGCAAUGCUUUCUCAUCAUGACAACAGUUUUUCGCCUAACUGUAGAGAUGAUGGAAUGUUUGCUCCGAAACAAUGCGCUAUGCAAAGAUGUUGGUGUGUAAAUAAAGAUGGCAGUUCUCAAGAAACAAACAACAACAGAUUUCAUUACAAAAUAGAUGGAAUUACCUUACAGUGCACACAGCAUGUCUAAAAAUAAAUCCUCAGGUUUUAUAGACAAAAAGAACUGUAAAUUGCAAAAUCUAUACCACUGGUAUUAAAAGUGAAGAAUUCUGUGAUAAAAACAAGUGAUAAAACCAUUGAAGAUUGAGAUCUGUGAUCAAUAUUACUUAUAUUUAUGAAUUUUAAGUGCUUUGUGUUAUUUAUUUCUGGUAAAGAGAAUGUGCUUUAUAAAAAAGAAUGUAUUAUUAAAAUAUUGGCUUGAAUCUUUA